Pogonomyrmex barbatus (red harvester ant) is the source of this 3973-nucleotide messenger RNA. RefSeq names its product Hen1 methyltransferase (gene Hen1). The record is from RefSeq and is a predicted model, not a curated record. Gene Ontology annotation, biological process: siRNA processing; piRNA processing; RNA methylation. Gene Ontology annotation, cellular component: nucleus; cytoplasm. NCBI's taxonomy places the organism in Eukaryota, Metazoa, Arthropoda, Insecta, Hymenoptera, Formicidae. Gene Ontology annotation, molecular function: RNA methyltransferase activity; O-methyltransferase activity.
GCAUGUGCAAGAAUUCCAUCCGCCGUCCGGAUGGUAGAGAAACCGAAACCGCCGUUUCAGGUUUCAGUUGAUACGUAGAGACGGUAUGAGAUUAUUGCGAGACAGUUUGAGAGAGAAUCGUUUAGGAAGAAUUUCACAAACAUGAUUGGCAUACUCUUACACGUCCUCUUCUUGUUGGGCAAACGCAUAUACGAAAGGUAUCGUGGAAAGACGAAAAUCUUGCACUAUGACAGUGAGACGGAAUUCUCUUUGCUAUCCGACGAACUGCAUGGCGAACCCACGGAAGAGAUGGAUCUGCUCUGGAAAGAUAAGACAGUACAUGGAUUCUUCCCGCCGGCGUAUAUACAAAGAUACUGCGCCGUGACGAACGUGCUCAACGAAUACAAUGGAAAAUUGCGGAAGAUCGUUGACUUUGGAUGCGCAGAAAUGGGAUUCUUAGUUUAUUUGAAAAGAAUACCGGGAGUGGAAGAGGUACUAUGUGUAGACGUGGACCAUAAUAUUCUAGAAAGAUUCCAUGGUAGAGCGGCGCCAUUGACUACUGAAUUCUUAGAUUCUGCUCGAAGGAAUAAGUUUGCGAUAGAAGUUUGUCUAGGAAGUGUGACAGACAAUGAUGAAAAAUUACAAGAUGUAGAUGCAGUAACUUGCAUUGAAUUGAUUGAACAUUUGUAUCCGGAUACAUUAAUGGAUCUUCCUUUUAAUAUUUUUGGAUAUAUCAAGCCACAAGUAGUAGUAGUAACAACACCAAAUGUGGAAUUCAAUGUAUUGUUUCCAAAUUUUUCAGGUUAUAGGCAUCCAGAUCAUAAAUUUGAAUGGACAAGAGAACAAUUUCAAGAUUGGGCACAAAAUAUUGUGGUGAGAUACCCAUAUUAUAGAGUAACAUUCCAUGAGAUUUGUAAUGGACCUGAAGACACAAAGCAGUUUGGCCCAUUAACACAAAUGGCUGUAUUUCACCGUAUCUUAUCAAAAAGCCAAUCAGGACUAGAAGUUUUAAUAUCAGAUGAAUAUUUUGAAUUAAAAGGACGACAUGGUUUAUUCAAGACAGUGGUUAAAUAUGAUUACCCUAUAAGAGAUGAUACUCGUUCAGACGAGAAAAAAAUACUGGACGAAGCAAUUUAUUAUAUUAAUUUUUUAUCUUAUAGUCACACAAAUGAUGAAAAUGUUCCACACAGAUACUAUGAAAUAAAUCUAGACCGUUUAUCAAGCUUUAUAACUAAAUAUAAUGUCACAACAGAAGCACUAAGGACAAUUUUAACAAAUGGAGGAUGGACAGUUGUAAAUCGAGAGAAUGGACCGGUAGUACUUAAUCCUUCCGAACAUCCUUCUGAUAAUGAAACGGAUGAUGAAAUGUUAUAUUUUAACGAUAUAGAUAUGACAUACGAUAGAUAUGACGACAUAGAUAUAGUGACCGAAGAAGAAUGUGAUGAAGAUGAAAAUGAAGAUUGGCAUGAUGAAACCAAUGUUAUAAAUAAGAAUGAAUGGGAUUAUGUAUCUGAUUUAAAUGAAACAUCUGCAAGUGCAAAUAACGAAUUAGCUUUACCAAAUUUAGAUACUGAAAACUUUUAUUACAACAACGACUUUAUAUGUGAAGAAAACAAAUCUAAAAAUGAAUCUGAUGAAUUGUUUAAUUCGUUCGUAAAUGGAAUACUACCGAAUAUGGAUGAUGAAGAUUUAUCUAUGCAAAAUCCGCACACUGAAAAUUGGCUCGAGGAACCUAGUAUUAUUAUACCUGAAAAUUGUUCUAUUAAUCAAGAAAAUACUUAUCUAUUUGAUGGUGAAAAUUCUUUGCUGGAAGAAUCACGAUCACCGGAAAAGCCAUGUGCAAUUUGCGGCAAUGAGAACGCAAAGAUUCAAAAAUUAAUAAGUUUUAACAAAGAGCUUUCAGAUGAUUCAAUCCCUUUAAUUUUAGAUAAUCCAAAAGCGGCUGAUAAAUUUCAAACAAUUGCUUCUAAAAUGUCUUCAGCAUUACCCAACAAUUUACAAUUAAAGAAGUCAAUUGACAAUAUUACAUUAGAAUCGAAUCUGUUACAAAAUGAUCAGAUAGAUUCAGCUACACAAGAAGUUACUUCAAUGUUAAAUCUUCGACCGUGUAUGUUUAUUUCGCGUUCCUCAGCGUCUCUUUAUUCCUAUUCUGAUCUGACCAACUCUUCGCACGAAUUCGAUUCUAACUCAUAUGAAAGCCAAUUACUCAACAAUCAAAUUUUCUUAAAUAAUACUUUUUAUCAAUCUAGAAUGGCGACUAAAAUAGAUAUUAUGAAAGAUAUGAGAGAAUAUAUAAAUAAUAUGUUGUCGACUGCGAAAAAUCUUCCAGAAAGAGACAGAAAAGAAAAGGAAAAUAGAGGAUGUUUUUUGUCUCCAAUUUUUCCUGUCGAACAAGAACAAGAUAUUUCCGACUAUCAAAGUUGUGAAGACAGCGAUGUGACAGAUGUAGUGACAUCUGAUGCUUACAAUAAUCUUGAUAAUCAACCAAAAUAUACAAGUUCACCUAGUUCAUCUCAUACACAGAGAUUUUCCGCUGAUACUAGAAUUUAUCCUGAAUGUACAGAAUUAAUGAAUACUUUAGACAAAACACUAAAAUUUAAGAGGAAAAUUAUAUCAGAUAUCACUAAUUUUUUAGAUGAUAGUCAGAGAUCUGAUAAUACCACAGAAACAAUUAAACUGUGCGAAACUUCAAACAAUGAUAUUAAAAAUACUGAAAAAUAUAAUCUAGAUUUUUCCGCUAGCAAUAGUAUACAACAAGAAGCAUCUUCAGAAUAUAAGGAACUUAAUGAUACUGAUGAUUGUAUCUCUACUAAAUUAAUAUAUGAUAAAAAUGAAAAAUUUACAGAAAACAACAUAAUCAAUCAUGAGUCUGAUAUUGUGAAUGAUAUAGAAAAUGUAGAUGCACAGCAUAUUUUAUCAUUAGACAAUAAGAGUACUAAUCAUAAAAAUGAAAAUGCAUGUUGUACGUUAGCAUCAACAUUAACAAAAUUAGAUAUUGACACAGAAGCACCUUUGGAAAAUGUGAUUAGUGAUCACGCACAAUCAAAUGCAAGAAAAAAAGAUGUAAAUCCACCUAGAGAAUUAUUAAAUUCCAAAUCAAAGAAUGUUAGUAAAUACUCUUCAUCUGAAUGUGCCAAAGAAGUUAGCAUUUUAAAAAAUGAUAGGUUUGUAUCUUGUAAUGAGGAUACAAGUAACGUUACAUCAGUAUUGAAAAACGAAGAGACUGUCGGUACGAGCAAAGAGAUAUCAAAUAUUUCUGGAUUAGUGAAUAAUAUUGAAGCUAAAUCGUCUUCUCCACUCGAGACGCCUCCGAAUAGUUGGUCUCCCGAGAUAAUGGAUUCUGGUUAUCCAAAUUCAACUUCCGCGCAAGAUAUAACACCAGAGUAUGAUCUAUCUAGUAUAGCUCAGGAUCACAUACCGGAUUCCGAAUCGCCGAGUGUUGCGGAAGAAGCGCCAAGACUUGGUGUCCUGGAAUUGAUUGAGGUGGAAAAUGGCGAUUUAGCAAAUAAUAAUAGAGAUGACGAAGGUAACAACAUGGUAGCUAUGAAUGCUAAUGACAUUGAAAACUUGCAACCGCUUAUUGAUGUAUUAGAAAAUGAUCUCGAGAACGAAAAUGACAUUUACGUAAUGCAGAACGGUUUUCCUAUAUGGCUAUUGAGGCUAUUGGAUAUGGCAAAUCCGCUUGAUUUUGAUAUACAAGCUCGACAAAAUUUACGAGUUCCUGAUGAAGCUGCAGAUGAUGGUAAUUAUGUGAUUCGUGACGAAGGUUUCGACAGUAGUUCUUCUGAAAGUGAGAGUGAUGUAGCUGACAAUGAAGUGGAACAUGAUGAUAGUGGUAAAUAAAAAAACAUGGUAAAUAAAAAAUUUUUUAAGAAAAGGGGAAGGAAAAGAAAGAGGAGGGAAGCGAAAACGUGAUUACAGUAUUACAGUAUUAUCUUACAUAUCAUUCUUUGAUGCUCCCAAACAAAAUUUGUACUGUAGACUCUUAAGCAAA